GUCUCACCUUCUGCAGUCACCGCAAGGGUAGAAACUAAAGCUGCUCACGUCAACUACGUGCAGAGAGCCCAUCUAGAGUACCUCAAGCCACCGAGGGCACUGCCAAAUGGGAGUGUACUGAGCACGUCCAAGAACCGCCACCUUCGAAGAGGCCGCACAAUUUUCCGGCGUCUCACAAGAUGCGCUGAUGGGACACUGCGCUCGUUCACCCGGGAGAGCGCUGUUCGCGAGCGAUGUUCAUCGGCGACUUCUCACAUUCACACGGCCCCCUUGCUCACGUCAAUUAAGAAUCCUGUCAUGGAAGCUCCAAAAAAAGAGAUUGAACCUUGCAAGAGGUUCUCCUUCCUCGGGUCAUGUGUCAGCACAAAUCAUGAGCUGCCAGAGCUGAACGGGGAAAAGUUGUUUUCCAGAUCGGAAAAAAAAUGUUGUAACACAGGUUGGUUUAUUCCGGUACCCAAGGAUGUGCCAUCGCGUGCAUUGCAGGGAAGUCCUCCUGUCUGUCGCACUGCUACAAGUCACAGUUUAUCACAAGAGCCCUCUUUGUGUCAUUAUUUUAAGCCAAUUAUAAAGCAGAAGUCUCUUAGUUUGAUGGACUGUGCCCAGGAAAAGGCAUCGACAGAUCAUAAAAAGGCGAGCAUGGAUUUUGGGAGUAGAGAUAUCGUACUAAAUUACUUUGAGGGACAACAGAGAGACACCACUUCGAACCAGUGGAAGACAUCUAGCCUGCCAAAGCUGAACAAAAGCUGCUGGAAAAAAGAGCACAAAUAUUCGUUUAAAAAUAGAACCGCUUGUGAACCUGUGACCUCUUAUGAAUUGAAGCAGAACUCAUGUCGUGCAGUUUGCAACCGUGAAGAAAUCUGUCCCUGGGAAUUUCAAGAGUUACCAUCUUCUAAAAGUGCAAUGAACAAAAAGACUCCUGUGAAGAAGAACCUAUCCAUAGGGUCCACAAAGUUGAGCAGCUUGGAUGGAUUCCAGUUUGCAGGGAAGUUAUUCAAAGCCAUGAGGCCAAAGAAUGCUGAAGGUCAACCUAAUUCUCCUGGUGAGGCUGUAGGAAGUAAGAGCUGGCCCGCAUCAGAGCCACAGAGUGGCUCGUCAUCUCCAGCUGGGAGACGAAAUUUGAAGCCAUUUGGGGGUGAGAUUACUGCACAGAUGGAAGAAACAACCCCUGCAAGUGGCCCCAUGGAGGCUUCUCGAUUGUAUACACAUGAUGGGGCUGAACACCCUUUUCAAGAUGCAGAGACAAAUAACAUGUUAAAACUGGACACGUUGCAAACACGGGACACGGAAUUUAAAAAAUAUUGUACAUCUGCAUCAAAAAGAAGCGCAGAGACUGCGACGAAUGCUGGUUCAAGUGGGAAAUUACCAAACACGGCAUUUUAUUUACAUGAGUCACAUUUGGAGGAAAUGGUUGAAAUAUUUCCAUGGAAUUUAGAGAAUGUACAAGCAGAAAUAAACAAAAACGAGUCACCUGACUGGAAGCACACUGAAACUAAAGUGGGCAUUAAAUUAAAAACAGGAGAUACAGAAAACAAAGUCCCCUGCAGCCACGACCAUUUGAAGGAGGCUAAUCUGAAUGAAAGAUGUGCCUGGGAAAUCGACAGUGAUCAAGAAUUAACAAACAAGCUAUCACAUGCCUGCAAAAUGGAAUGUUAUGAUGUAACAGCGGACUGUAUAUCAAAGCAGAGGCCCUUGGGAUGGCCCGUAGGGUCUGAUGGAAAACAUGAGCUAGUGAACAACACUGAUGUCUACCCAUCUGGAGUUGACCUUUCACUGACAGGAAAUGCAGGCGCAUCAAUGAGUGAGACAAUGAUGGCAAACCAAUCUGCAUUUGGAAAUGACCCAUCAGAACAAACUGGUUUGGAGAUUUCACUGCGACAACAUGUGGACAUGCAUUUUGGGAAGAAGGAAAUAGAGGACAUCUCCCUGGUUAGCAUAAAAGAUAAUAUUCAAAUACAUUCAGAUGAUGUGUCUUCAUCAGAGCCAAUGGCUAGAGUUUCCCCUCCAUCUGGUCAUUCAUCAAAGACAGUCACAUUCAGAGAUCCACCUGCUUUGACACCACCUUGUGAGAAAAAAAAGUCUGAUAAGUGUGAUGUAAAAUGCUACGGAGUUACCAUCAGAGAUUUUGUUUCUUCAGGCAGAAAAAAGAGAUAAUUGCUACUCUUUGGUUUUUUCGGUAAAGUCACGUAGGUUAAAAGAAAACAAUUAAAUUAAAUCACGACGUU
Messenger RNA from Lethenteron reissneri (Far Eastern brook lamprey), 2222 nucleotides. RefSeq lists its product as uncharacterized. The record is from RefSeq and is a predicted model, not a curated record. NCBI's taxonomy places the organism in Eukaryota, Metazoa, Chordata, Hyperoartia, Petromyzontiformes, Petromyzontidae.